This is a messenger RNA of Diplodia corticola, 522 nucleotides long. RefSeq lists its product as uncharacterized. Bases 1 to 522 code for a protein of 173 amino acids. The record is from RefSeq and is a predicted model, not a curated record. Lineage: Eukaryota; Fungi; Ascomycota; Dothideomycetes; Botryosphaeriales; Botryosphaeriaceae. The transcript has a single exon.
AUGCUCGCCCUCGCCAACCCGCGCCCGGCCCUCGCCACCACCGCCACCACCACUGCCACCAGCGCCACCAGCACCAGCACCACCCGCCGCCUCCCCCGCCGCCUCCUCUCCGGCCGCACCCACGGCCCAGACGCCGGCCGCACGCCCCGCCACCUCGUCCGCGCGACGACGAGUCCUCUUUCGUCGAGCCGCCGCGUCCGUCGUGACGACGAUGGCGAAAGCGACGAUGCCGACUCGUUCGACAAUGCGUUCCUCGACGAUGACGGCGACGGCGAUGCGAUUCCGCUGGUGCCGAUGGGGAAGACGAAGGAGGAGAAGAGGCGGUCGGGGAGUGCGGCUGCGGCUGCCGGUGCACCAGCGGGGGGGAAGAGGGGGGGUGGCGAAGGGGGAGAUGGGAAUGGGGAUGGGGAUGGGAACAAUGAUGUUGGUGUUGGUGUUGGUGGUCGGGAGAAGAGGAGGCGGAGGGUGUAUCGGUACGUCAGCCACGGGAUUGGCGGGGCGGGAAACUUCCGUGAGUCUUGA